Messenger RNA from Cajanus cajan (pigeon pea), 2190 nucleotides. It is a transcript of the gene AXR4, whose product is annotated as alpha/beta-Hydrolases superfamily protein. The record is from RefSeq and is a predicted model, not a curated record. NCBI's taxonomy places the organism in Eukaryota, Viridiplantae, Streptophyta, Magnoliopsida, Fabales, Fabaceae.
UUACGUUAAAACUCGGAGUCCGAAACUCGCACUACCGCCCCACUACCCACGCAAUGAUGCUGUCCCUGUAACCAGCUCUGAAACCCCGAAAGGUGGUGGCUUUAGUCAUUCAGUUCAGCCACACCCAAGCUCGAAGCACCCAUCAUGGCUAUCAUCACAGAAGAACCAGAACUCACCACUAACUCACAGAUCCCACCCACCAAACCCAAACCUUCACCACCCAACAACAACAACAACGGCUUCUCUUUCUGGUUCUACUUCACUCUCGCCGUUUCCCUCAUCACCCUCUUCUUCGUCUUCACCUCCUCCCCCUCUCCCCACGACCCCAAAACCUGGUUCCUCACCCUCCCCACCCCCCUCCGCCACCACCACUCCAAGGGCCGCACCAUCAAGGUCCAAACUCACCCCAACGAAACCCCCCUCGAAGUCUUCACCGUCGAAGACGGCCCCACAUCGUCGGAAACCAUUCUCAUUGUGCACGGCCAAGGUCUCAGCUCAUUCUCCUACCGCCACCUCGCCAAAUCCAUCGCCUCCAAGGGAUUGCACGUGCUCUCCGUCGACCUCCCCGGAAACGGCUUUUCCGACAAGUCCGUUGAAGCUUCCGUGGAGGGCGUGAACGGGGUUCUGGGGAGGUUCUGGUACGUCUACAGCGAGAUUCAAGAGAAGGGUAUCUUCUGGGCGUUCGAUCAGAUAGUGGAAACGGGGGAGAUUCCGUACGAGGAGAUUCAAGCUCGCAUGUCCAAGAGAAAAGUAAGAAAGCCACUUGAUUUGGGUCCCCAAGAGAUGGGAAAAGUGUUGGGGGAGGUUAUUGACUCAAUGGGUCUCGCACCUGUUCACUUGGUUCUUCACGAUUCCGCGUUAGGGUUUUGUGCCAAUUGGGUCUCCGAGAGGGCUGAAUUGGUGAGGAGUGUGACGCUUAUCGACGCGGCGGCGGAGGGUGCUUUUCCCGUUUGGGUGGUGGAGGUGCCGGUGGUGAGGGAGGUGGUGUUGGGGGUCUCGUUUGUUUAUGCUAAGGUUGUGGGUUUGUGCUGUUCCGGGAGGGUUGGUGGUGAGGAUUUGGAUGCGUUGAGGGUGUUGUUGAAGGGCAGGGAUGGGGGGAGGGCGGUUGUGAAUGCUGCCAAGAGGGUGAAUUCCAGCUUUGACUUGGCGGAGUGGGGUGAGGGGUUGAGUGGUGUGCCAAUGCAGGUGCUGUGGUCUGCUGGCUGGUCUCCGGAAUGGAGCCGGGAGGGUGACCGUGUCGCCAAGGCGCUUCCACGGGCCACUUUUGUUACACAUUCUGGCUGCCGGUGGGCUCAGGAGGACGUAGCAGAUGAGAUAGGUGAAAAAAUUUCUCAGUUUGUCUUGUCAUUACCGAAGUCUGCUAGGAAAGUUGAACAAGAGUCCAUCCCUGAUCACAUACAAAAGAUGUUAGAUGACGCAAAAAGUAAUGGUCAUGAUCAUCAUCACCAUCAUAGUCAUGAUCAUGGUCAUGGACACGAUGAAUAUGGUGAUGCCCACAUCCAUGGAGCUAAUUAUAUGGACGCAUAUGGGCUUGGUCAUGGACCUCAUGGUUGGUGAAAAUGAUUACUGGAUUUUACUGGUUAAUGUUCUCACUAGCAGAUAGUACUCUUCACUUCAUGCUGCUCAUAGGUGUGUAUUUGUUGGAACGCAGAAGCUCGUAACAUAUAUAGCACUUGUUUGGAUAUAAGUUUUGAUGAGUUUUUCAGAGUCUUUAUACUAAAAAAUAAAGAGUUUUUUUUAAUAGAGGAAUUCUCAGAAGCUUUUUUAAACUCGCAUUCAAAUAGGAUACUAGUUAAAAAUGCUUUUAAGGGUUUCUCUAUUGAAAGUAAAAAAAUAUUUUCAGUAGAGAAGUUCUCAAAAACUCUUCUAAUUUGUAUCCAAAUAUGUUCUAAUAUUUCUUGCAAGCUAAAGUUACAGGUUAGUAUUUUUUUAAAAUUUUUUUUUUUACUGUUUUACAUUAAAGUGGCUCAAGGGUGUGAGAAGAUGAUGCACGGAAGAACAAUUAUGCAUAAGAAGACAGUUGUAACGAAUUAUUUUUUACAUAUUUGAGCUGAUUGCUCUCGUAUGCUCUAUUUUGGAGCUACAUUUUGUAUUUUGAUUUUGGAAUUAUUUUUGGAAGGUGUUUGGUGAGUAGAAAUUUUAAUCAAUGUACUAGAGAUAUUUUAGUAAUUCAGAUAGAUGAUUGUGUAA